AUGGUAAUUAAGGCUCAAAAUAGGUCUAAAAAUAAAGUAGGAGGUGGGGGUGGGGGUGGUGCUGGUGGUGCUGGCAGAGACCGUGGUGUUAAAAGUCGUGGUAAUAGAAAUGGUGGUGGUGGUGGUGGUGGUAGAGGAGGAGGAGCCAAUCGUGGAGGUGAUGGUGGUAAUGGUGGUGGUCGUCGUGGGGGUGGUGGUGGGCCUGGAGGUGAUGGUGGUGGACGUCCUGGAGGUGCUGGAGGUCCAAAAGGAGGGCGAAAUGGAGGUUCUGGUGGUGCUGGAGGUCCAAAAGGAGGGCGUAAUGGAGGUGCUGGUGGUACUGGAGGUCCAAAAGCAGGGCGAAAUGGAGGUGCUGGUGGUCCUGGAGGUGGUGGUGGUGGCCGGCCUGGAGGUGCUGGUGGUCCAAAAGGAGGUCGAAAUGGAGGUGCUGGUAGACCUGGAGGUGGUGGUGGUCGACCAGGAGGUGCUGGUGGUAAAGGUGGUGGAAAAGGAGGUAAAAAUGGUGGAAAAGGAGGUAAAAAUGGUGGAAAAGGAGGACCCGGUGGUAAAAAAACAGUCGAUGGUUUUAGUAGUCUUGCGGAAAAAAAGAAAUGGAUGGCUACCUGGUGUUGUCCACCAAUGUGUUAUAUUAUGAAUGAUGGUACUUUUAAUGCUGGUUGGAGACCAAAUCAGAGACCAGUUGAAGCUGGUGGAACAGCUGAUAAGCCUAAUUGUCCUGCAGGUUAAAAAAUACAAUCAAAAUAAGGUGGCGAUGCUAGAGA
Molecule: messenger RNA, 761 nt
Organism: Oppia nitens
Lineage: Eukaryota; Metazoa; Arthropoda; Arachnida; Sarcoptiformes; Oppiidae
Product: ctenidin-1-like
Exons: 3
Coding region: 1-726 (241 amino acids)
Source: RefSeq, a predicted model, not a curated record